AUUAGAAUAGCCGCCUAUCAGACAAACGCAGAAGCUUAGAAUUAAUUUACUUUACUUUACUAAAAUAUUGAUAAAGAUUUUCACGUUCUUGAAGUAAGUGUUUUAAUAUAAUUGAAGAGUUAAUUUUUGUACAAUUUUUAAUAAAACUAUUUAACAUAGAUAAAAUAUAUUCUUGAGGUUAUCUAUUUACGAUCGCGGAACCCUUUCAAUGGCAACUAUAUUAAAAUCAUCUAAAUUGAUUUGUUACACAUUGCCCCGUAAUCGGUCUGCUUCGAAUCUUACAAGGUGUAUUCAAACAUUACAUAGGUGCAAUGUACCACUUCAAAGAUGUAUGAAUGAUUUUCUUCAUAGAAGAAAUGCAGUUAUUGGUACAGUUGUUGGUCAUGCUAGAAUGUAUGCUGCUCCAAAUGAAAAAAAAGUUUUUCAACGUGUAAAACCUCAUUGUAAUAUUGGUACAAUAGGGCAUGUAGACCAUGGCAAAACUACAUUAACAGCUGCUAUUACUAAAAUUUUGUCUUCAAAAAAGAUGGCAAAAAUGAAGCAAUAUGCAGACAUUGAUAAUGCACCUGAAGAAAAAGCUCGUGGAAUCACAAUUAAUGUUGCUCAUGUUGAGUAUGAAACAGAAGCAAGACAUUACAGCCAUACUGAUUGCCCUGGUCAUGCUGAUUAUAUUAAAAAUAUGAUCACAGGAACUAACCAAAUGGAUGGAGCUAUCUUAGUAGUAGCAGCUACAGAUGGUGCUAUGCCUCAAACAAGAGAACAUUUGUUGUUAGCUAAACAAAUUGGUAUUGGUCACAUCAUUGUUUUUAUUAACAAAGUUGAUGCAGCUGAUACUGAAAUGGUUGAGUUAGUUGAAAUGGAAAUUAGAGAAUUACUCACUGAAAUGGGUUUUGAUGGAGAAAAUUUACCAGUUAUCAAAGGAUCAGCUUUAUGUGCAUUGGAGGGACGAGAACCUGAAAUAGGUCAAAAAGCAAUUGAAACUCUAUUAGAUGAAGUCGAUAAAUAUGUACCACAACCUGUUCGAGACUUGGACAAGCCUUUUAUGCUACCAGUUGAGCAUGUAUAUUCUAUACCUGGUCGUGGUACUGUAGUUACUGGUAGAUUAGAACGAGGUAUUAUUAAAAAAGGAAAUGAAUGCGAAUUUGUGGGUUACAAUAAAGUUAUAAAGUCUACAAUUACUGGUAUUGAAAUGUUUCACAAAAUUUUAGAGGAAGCCCAAGCUGGAGAUCAACUUGGUGCUCUAAUUAAAGGUACUAAAAGAGAUGAUUUAAGGCGUGGAAUGGUAUUAGCAAAACCUGGUAGUGUAAAAAUGCAAGAUAAUGUAACUACUCAAAUUUACGUUUUGACUAAAGAUGAAGGAGGCAAUGGCAAACCUCUUAUACCUUACCAACAGCUACAAAUGUACUCUAAAACAUGGGAUUGUGCUGUUCAAUUAAAUGUUGUUGGAAAAGAAAUGGUCAUGCCAGGGGAAGAUUGCAGCAUCGAGUUGAAAAUGAUCAGACCAAUGGUCCUAGAACAAGGACAAAGAUUUACUUUACGUGUAGCUGGUCAAACUGUUGGCACUGGAGUUAUAACUGGAGUCAACAAAAGACUAUUAGAAGAAGAAAGAAGAAGUUUAACAGAAGGCAAAAAAGCAAGAGAAAAGAGGAAAGCUGCUGAAACAUCUGGAGCAUAAAUAAGACAAUUUUUUUCAGUGCUCUUAUUAACAGAAUGUAAAUAAAACUAGUGUGCUAUGAAUAGCCCAGGAUGGAUAUUAUUAUGAAUAAAAAACUUUAGUUUUUGUAUUUCUACGA
This is a messenger RNA of Daktulosphaira vitifoliae (grape phylloxera), 1793 nucleotides long. RefSeq names its product elongation factor Tu, mitochondrial-like. Lineage: Eukaryota; Metazoa; Arthropoda; Insecta; Hemiptera; Phylloxeridae. The transcript is spliced from 8 exons. Bases 209 to 1675 code for a protein of 488 amino acids. Gene Ontology annotation, biological process: mitochondrial translational elongation. Gene Ontology annotation, cellular component: mitochondrion. The record is from RefSeq and is a predicted model, not a curated record. Gene Ontology annotation, molecular function: GTP binding; GTPase activity; translation elongation factor activity.